This is a messenger RNA of Diatraea saccharalis (sugarcane borer), 1287 nucleotides long. NCBI's taxonomy places the organism in Eukaryota, Metazoa, Arthropoda, Insecta, Lepidoptera, Crambidae. The record is from the annotation of a GenBank genome assembly.
AUGUCUCACGCAUUAAAAGGAUUGACAACACAGCUGCUAAAGAAUAAUGCUGACACUAUCAACAUGGGCCUCCGGGCUAGCAGUACUUGGUGGAGCAGUGUCAGUAUGGGUCCACCAGAUGUCAUCCUUGGCAUCACAGAGGCAUAUAAAAGAGACACAGAUCCGAAAAAAGUUAACCUCGGGGUUGGAGCUUAUAGGGAUGAUGAAGGGAAACCCUUUAUACUGCCAUCUGUUCGACAGGCAGAGGAAAGGCUUCAUUGUAAAAUGCUGAACCAUGAAUAUGCACCAAUUGGAGGAGAGGCAGGCUAUACUGACCUGGUUGCCCAACUUGCUUUCGGUGAAGACAGUCCUGUACUAAAGGAAAAAUCAAAUUGCACUGUCCAGACGUUGUCCGGCACUGGAGCCCUACGUCUUGGUCUGGAAUUCAUUACCAAGCACUACAAUCAAACUAAGGAAAUUUGGAUGCCCUCACCGACUUGGGGUAACCACCCGCAGAUUUGUAACACCCUUAAUCUACCCCAUAAGCAGUAUCGGUACUAUGACAAGAAGACCCAUGGUUUUGAUCUCUGUGGUGCAAUGGAAGAUAUUAGCAAAAUCCCCGCUGGAUCCAUUAUCUUGCUUCACGCUUGUGCGCACAAUCCUACUGGUGUAGAUCCUAAGAAAGAAGAAUGGAUUCAACUAUCACAGGUGAUCAAGGAUAAGAAAAUAUUCCCGUUCUUCGAUAUGGCGUACCAGGGCUUCGCCACCGGGAGUGUAGACAAUGACGCGUUCGCCGUACGCCAGUUCGUGAACGACGGCCAUCAGGUCAUGCUCGCGCAGAGUUUCGCCAAGAACAUGGGUCUGUACGGCGAGCGGGCGGGCGCUUUAACCUUCCUAUGCGGUGACGCGGAGUCCGCCGCCAAGGUCAUGUCUCAGGUGAAGAUCAUGAUCCGCACCAUGUACUCCAACCCUCCGCUGUACGGCGCGCGUAUCGUACAAGAGAUCCUAUCAGUGCCGGAACUGAAGCAGCAAUGGUUGGCCGACGUGAAGUCAAUGGCGGAUCGUAUUAUAAGUAUGCGCCAACAGCUGCGCGCCGGCAUCGAGGGCGCCGGCAACAAACAGAACUGGCAACACAUCACCGACCAGAUCGGCAUGUUCUGCUACACGGGACUCAACGCCGACCAGGUUGCAAAGCUGACCAAAGAUCACCACAUCUAUCUGACCAAAGAUGGCCGCAUUUCGGUAGCCGGUAUCUCCUCCAAGAACGUGAACUAUGUAGCCGAAGCCAUGCACAAAGUCACUUCCUAA